Molecule: messenger RNA, 734 nt
Organism: Drosophila hydei
Lineage: Eukaryota; Metazoa; Arthropoda; Insecta; Diptera; Drosophilidae
Exons: 2
Coding region: 87-719 (210 amino acids)
Source: RefSeq, a predicted model, not a curated record
AUUAAAAGUAUUAUCUAUUAGUCCUUUCUGAGUACUAACGUUUGCAGCAUUUUCACAAUUGUUCGAGAUAAUUAAAUUCAAGUCAAAUGGAAUCGCCUGCGGAACGAGAUUCCGCAUCAAGUUGUAUAGAAUUACGGCGAGAAGCUCGUCGAAAAAAAAUUUUAGAAUCUGCUAAAGCUCGUUUAGAAAAAUUAAAUGGUGGAGUUAAAACAACUGAGACCAAUCUUACGGAUUGUGGAGCAACAGAAGUGCUGGAUUACUCAGAUCCAGAAGUCGAGCCAAAUGUUCCUAUAGGAAGUGGAUCACCCCAGGAACAACUUUUUUUUUCAACAGCAACCUUUUCGUCAAGCAGUACCAGUGAUACCCCCAAUAAAUUUAUAAGAUGUAGGAUUCACAUUUUUGUAGCUUCAAUUUUAGGUUAUAUCUUAUCAUGCUAUGUUUCAAAUUCUCUUUUUAUUCCCGGUUUUCUAUGCGUAAUAAUCGAGGUAUUUUAUCUUAAGGAGCAGCAAAAAAUUCAGAGUAACAUUGUCUCAAUGAUAUUACCUAUUGCACUUUUAUUUACAGGAACAUUUAUAGGCAAUAAAAUCAAGCAUGUGAAUCGGUUUCUUUAUAUAUCGCAAUAUCUCAUUAUAAAUCUUGCUGUAAAUAUAUUCUGUAUAUGUUUAAGUGGUUAUGUAUGUCAAUUCAAACGUAUAGGUCAUGUCGCUGAUAUAAAAUAAAUAAAAGUCAAAUUG